CACGUGCAGCUGUUUAAGUCGCGUCAGCGCCGGUGAGGACUCCGGGAGAGCAAGCUGCAGAGAGCUGCCAUGGGAGAUGAAGAUUGGGAAGCAGAGCUAAUCAACCCUCAUGUGUCUUCCUAUGUUCCUGUAUUUGAGAAGGAUAGGUAUUCUUCUGGAGCAAAUGGAGACACUUUUAACAGGACUCUGGCUUCAUCAUCAGAAAUGGGUGAUGGAUCGUCUCGAAGAGAUCAUUUCAUGAGAAGUGGAUUUGCCUCUGGGAGGAGUUUGGGAAACAGAGAUCCUGGUGAGUCUAAUAAAAGAGAAAAUACGUCCAGAGUGGGUGGUUUUGGAGUUGGAAAGAGUUUUGGAAACAGAGGUUUUUCAAAUAACAAGUUUGAAGAAGGUGAUAGCUCUGAUUUCUGGAGAGAGUCUAGUAAUGACUGUGAAGAUAAUCAAACACGGAACAGAGUGUUUUCCAAGAGAGGCGGUUAUCAAGUCGGCAAUGAUUCAGAAGCUUCAGGAUCGUCCAGAAGAGGUGGAAGAGGCGGAAGAGGUGGAAGAGGUAGUUUCCGAGGUUGCCGUGGAGGAUUUGGUCUAGGAAGUCCAAAGAGCGAAUAUGAACAAGAUGAGAGGACCCAGCGCUCUGGUGGCAUUUUUGGUUCUAGAAGAUCAGCAUUAAGUGGUGCAGGUAAUGGUGACACUUUCCAAAGCAGAAGAGGUCGUAGAAGUGGACGAGGUGGUUACAAAGGUUUAAAUGAAGAAGUAAUUACAGGCUCUGGAAAAAAUUCUUGGAAGUCAGAAGCUAAAGGAGGAGAAAGUGGUGACACUAAGGGUCGAAAAGUGACCUACAUACCACCUCCUCCACCUGAAGAUGAGGACUCCAUCUUUGCACAUUAUCAGACAGGCAUAAACUUUGACAAAUAUGAUACUAUUCUUGUAGAAGUAUCUGGACAUGAUCCACCACCAGCAAUUCUGACUUUUGAAGAAGCUAAUCUUUGUUGGAUAUUGAAUAACAACAUUGCUAAAGCUGGUUAUACUAAGCUUACUCCUGUGCAAAAAUACAGUAUUCCUAUUAUACUAAGAGGACGAGAUUUGAUGGCUUGUGCUCAGACAGGCUCUGGAAAGACUGCAGCUUUUCUCUUGCCAAUUUUGGCUCAUAUGAUGCGUGAUGGAAUAACCGCCAGUCGUUCUAAAGAACUGCAGGAACCAGAGUGUAUUAUUGUAGCACCAACUCGAGAGUUGAUCAGUCAGAUCUAUUCGGAAGCCAGAAAAUUUUCUUUUGGGACUUGCGUAAGAGCAGUUGUCACAUAUGGGGGAACCCAGUUGAGGCAUUCAAUUCGACAAAUAGUACAAGGCUGUAAUAUAUUAUGUGCUACUCCUGGGAGACUGAUGGAUAUCAUAGGCAAAGAAAAGAUUGGUCUCAGACAAGUCAAAUACUUAGUUUUGGAUGAAGCUGAUUGCAUGCUGGAUAUGGGUUUUGGACCAGAGAUGAAAAAGUUAAUUUCCUGCCCAGGAAUGCCGUCAAAGGAACAGCGUCAGACCCUUAUGUUCAGUGCGACUUUUCCAGAAGAAAUUCAGAGGUUGGCUGGGAAGUUUUUAAAGUCAAAUUAUUUGUUUGUUGCCGUUGGACAAGUGGGUGGCGCAUGUACAGAUGUUCAGCAGACCAUUCUUCAAGUUGGCCAGUACUCAAAAAGAGAAAAACUUGUUGAAAUUCUACAAAACAUAGGUGAUGAAAGAACUAUGGUCUUUGUUGAAACUAAGAAAAAAGCAGAUUUUAUUGCCACUUUGCUUUGUCAAGAAAAAAUAUCAACAACAAGUAUUCAUGGUGAUCGUGAACAGAGAGAAAGAGAGCAAGCUCUUGGAGAUUUCCACCGUGGAAAGUGCCCCGUUCUUGUUGCUACUUCAGUAGCUGCACGAGGGCUGGAUAUUGAAAAUGUUCAGCAUGUUAUUAAUUUUGAUCUUCCUUCUACCAUUGAUGAAUAUGUUUAUCGAAUUGGGCGUACUGGUCGUUGUGGAAAUACUGGCAGAGCUAUUUCCUUUUUUGAUCUGGAAUCGGAUAGCCAUUUAGCACAGCCUCUAGUGAAAGUGCUAUCAGAUGCUCAACAGGAUGUUCCUGCCUGGUUAGAAGAAAUUGCCUUUAGUACAUAUGGUCCUGGCUUCAGUGGUAGGACAAGAGGAAAUGUGUUUGCACCAGUUGAUACUAGAAAGAAUUACCUCCGCAGGAGCUCUUUGAACACAGCAGGGUUUUCUUCAUCACAAGCUCCUAAUCCAGUAGAUGAUGAGUCAUGGGAUUAAGACGAAAAUAACCAGCAAGUCUGUGGUACAGUUGUGAUGCAGAGAAGAAAGUAGUUUUGAUUUUUGAUUUUUUAAAACAGAAGUAUGAAACCUUGCAUCUCCUAUCCUUCUGUUCGUACUCCCACCCUUAAAAAAAAAACCCUUACUGACUAGUUAUGUGAAAUGCUAAAAGUUACAACGAUGCAAUUACUAAUACAAAUGGUGUUAACUAGAAAGAUUAAAACAUUCUAAAUGCCUUGCCUAUUUCUAUUGUAUUCUUCAAGGGUUUUAGACAUACUUCAUGUCUAAAUGCCAUGUCUUAGUAUAGUGUUUAUUGAUCCUAGAGCAAACAGGAUUAUAGGAUACACUUUUGGUUA
Cervus elaphus (red deer) is the source of this 2633-nucleotide messenger RNA. RefSeq names its product probable ATP-dependent RNA helicase DDX4. Bases 70 to 2277 code for a protein of 735 amino acids. Gene Ontology annotation, molecular function: RNA helicase activity; ATP binding; RNA binding. Lineage: Eukaryota; Metazoa; Chordata; Mammalia; Artiodactyla; Cervidae. Gene Ontology annotation, biological process: cell differentiation; gamete generation. Gene Ontology annotation, cellular component: nucleus; P granule. The record is from RefSeq and is a predicted model, not a curated record. The transcript has 22 exons.